UACAGUCGUCCGAUUCUUCAUGCUGUUUCACGUGUUCUUUUGCAUAUGUUAGUUGGUGCUGAGCUGUAUUCUGGAUGAGUCAUGACAUGUCUCCUUGUGUUGGGUGGAUUUGGUUGGUGCUUUGGUCCGUACACCAUUCUGCAUCUUGCAGUCCCUUUUGGGCCCAGUCAGCACCGGCGCCGGAAUCGCGUACGACCAGGAAGUCCUUCAUGCUGCCCAAACCGCCUCGCGGGCAGCGAUGCAGAACGUGGACCAGGCACGGCUGGAGCAAUGGAGACGGGAUCCAAAGGCGGCGACCUCCUUCCUGGCUGGCGCAAAGGCCUCCGUGGUCAUGGAACUGUUGCCCCAGAUGGUCCACAGCCAGAUUCAAGUGAAUGCCUUCCACUGCAGUGCAGCCUUGUCUGCUUGUGAGAAGAAGAGUGUGUGGACAUCCUGCCUGCACAUCUUGGAUUUCAUGAAAACCUGGAGAGUGGCUCCGAAUGAGAUCCACUACAGCGUUGCCAUGAAGGCCCUCCGACCUGAGAGUCAUUGGCGUCAAGGUCUUCACUUGCUGAGCAGUGUCGUUACUGCGCCGAAUGCGGUGCAUGCUUCAUUGGCCCUGGGUUCUUGCCCCUCCUGGCCCCAAGCGCUGCGGGUGAUGCAGGUCAUGCGCGAGCUACGGCUGCAGAGCUCAUCCAUCACCUUCAGCGUGGCCAUCAGCACCUGCCAGGUGGACGCGGCCUGGGAGAUCUCUUUGGGACUACUGCAUCAGAUGCUCAGCAGCCUGGUUUGGCCGGACCAGAUGUGCUACAGCGCUGUGCUGAAUGUUUGUGCAUCUGCAAGCCGCUGGCAGCAUGCCGUUGGGAUUGUGGAGAAAAUGAUCGAGCGCCAGACACCUCCAGAUCAGAUCAGCCGCAACGCGCUGCUAAAUGCAUGUGAGAAAGGCGCUGCCUGGCAUGCGGCCACCUGCUGGCUGCAGCGCAUGCAACAGACACAGCUUCGAGUCGAUCCGAUCAGCUUCUCUGCCGCCAUCGGCGCUUGCAGCAAGUGCCAAGAAUGGCGGGAGGUUUUGAAUUUGCUGACGGCGCUCGGCACCGGCGGGAUGCGCGCCGACCGGGCGCUGCGCAACGCCGCGGCGCCGGGGCGCUGGCGCUGGGCGCUGAGCGAAGUGCUCACGUCGCGGGUGGUCGAGGAGGCGCCUGAUGAGGUGACCUUCCGCGCUCUUUUGGCCGGUUGCUUCUGGAGCGACGCACUGCACCUGCUGCAGCAGAUGACCCGUGAUCGGUGCUCUCCAAACGCGAUUUGCCUCAGUAGCUGCAUCAACGCGUGCGAUCCCACAGUUUGGCCUCAGGCCAUUGGCUUGCUGUCAGGCACCUUGGCGGUGCCCAAUGAGAUUUGCUACAACGCCGCCAUCAGUCUUUGCGACAAGGCCGGCGAACUGGAGAUGGCUUUGCAGCUCUUGCAGCAGCACGGCUCAGAUCCUGGUGCCUACGCUGCGGCGAUGAAUGCGGGUGCACGCCGUGGCCAGUGGCAGAUGGGACUGAUGUUGCUGGCGCAGAUGGCCACUGCCACGGUCACGGCCGAUGAGUUCUGCUACGGCGCGGCCAUCGGCGCCUGUGAGAGGAGCCACCAGUGGCAGGUGGCCAUCCAACUCCUCGAGGAGAUGCAAAACGCCCAGGUGCCCACCUCGGUGGUUUGCGUGAACUCCGCCAUCAGCGCGUGUGAGAAGAUCCACCAGUGGCAGGUGGCAUUGCUUCUCCUCGCCAGCCUUGGCUUGGAUGCCGACCUCAUUAGCGUGAACGCGGCGCUGAGUGCGUGUGCGCGCUGUGGCUGCUGGGAGCAGGCCUUGGCGCUGCACGAUUCCGUGCGAGCGCGGCAACUUCAUCCUGAUACCAUCACGCGGAAUGCGCUCAUGACCGCUCUCGAGACGGGGUCUCAAUGGCACCGUGCUCUGGAUUUUCUGGACAGCAUCGAUGAGACGCAGCGGGAUAGCAUUACCUAUGCAACCUGCCUACGAGCGUGCACGCUUUCGCACCACUGGGCUGCAGCACUGCGCUUGCUGCGCUGCGACGGUACCGGUAGCGGCGACGGGAGCAUCAACUGGGCCACCUUCAGCACCGUGCUGCUGGUCUAUGAGUUGGGUGCCCAAUGGACUUCACUCGUCCGGCUCUUGGGGGCAGCCGAUGGUGCUCCCAGCGCGGCGCAGCUGUUGGACGCGAACGCGGCACGAAAAGGAGGGCGAGUUCCGCGGUGGAUGGAAGGGCGCUGA
Durusdinium trenchii is the source of this 2248-nucleotide messenger RNA. Lineage: Eukaryota; Dinophyceae; Suessiales; Symbiodiniaceae. The record is from the annotation of a GenBank genome assembly.